AUGCUUGCAAAUUUAAUCAAGAGAGGUUUUAGUAAUAAGAAUCUAAUUAAUCAAUUUAGGAGAUAUGGGCUUUAGUAAAGAAGGAUGUAUGAAAAGCGCUAAAGUUUUUUGAAUGAAAUUUAGUGGGAUUUAAAAAGUAUUUCAUUUUUGAGCAAUAAUGCGUAGGAGAGCGAACAGACCUUAAAAUUUAGUAUUUAGUACUUAGAAAAUCCUUUGUUUUUGAUUAUUACAAAGAAUAUUGCACAAAAGAUUCAUGAAAAACCAGAUACAGAAAAUAAGAUAAUAGAAACUAUAUAGUCUAUUUUCGAGCAGAAAUAACAGAGCAAUGAUCUUAUUUUAAAGAUUUUUAGUUUGUCUAUCAAUCCCAUUUUUUAAACUGCGAAAAUAGAGUCAUAUUUAUGUAAUCAGCUCAACUAGAUGCUUAGAAAAAAUGAAUUUGGUUUAUUCUCAGAUUGCAUUAAAAAGAAUAAAAAAUUCCUUAAGCAGUUUAUAACAAAGGCGCAAAACGAAGAAAGCAUUAGCAUGAAGGGGAUUUUAAGCUAAUUUCCAGAUAUCGAUUUAAAUUAGGAUGAAAACUUUAGUUAGGUAGAGGAAAAUAGUUUGAAAAAAGAUAUAGAACUAGCUGAAAGUACUCCAGUAGAAGAAAACUAAAAAGCUAGUACCUACAAGAAUCUUCUAGAUAAUCAAUGGGAGGAAAAUAACAUUAACUACUAUGAAAGCAAUAUAAUUAAAAGCUAAUUUGAGAAUUCUGAAUUAUAUAUUACUUUAAGAGACUUGUAAAAUCAAGAAGUUUCAUAUUAAAUCUUAAAUGAUGAUUUUUUAAAGUUAGCAGAAAUAGAAUUUACAAAUUCUGCUGCUAGUAAUUUUAACUAUCUAGUAAAAAAAAUGGAAGAAGAGCAAAACUUGUAUGCACUUUAUCUCAUCCUAAAAUACUAUGAACAAUCUAUAAUGGGAGAGGCUAAAGACGAUGUUAUUGUCUAGAAUUUUUUAAGAAGGAUAACUACCAUUCAAACAACUGAGUAUUUAACUCAUCUUUUAUAAUAGUCUCUUGAUGUGUAUUAAAAUAUUUCAGUUGAAAAUUUGAUUUACAUUAUUUCCUAGGUCAAGAACAUAGAAAUUAAAUUUUCUAUAGAAUGUUUAAAGCAAUUGCUAAAAUAGAAAGGAGACGACUUGUUGAUAGGCCAAAUAGUUGAUAUCGUUAGAAUUUCAUCAGAAGUUAUAUUUUGCAAGUUUUAUACUGAAGAUCUUGUAUUAGAAAAUUAGAUAGAAAAUUUUUUGUAAAAUAGAAUUUUCUCAAAUUAACAAUUAGAUAUGCUUUCUUUAAAGCCAUGCUUUUUUGAUUUAAUGAAAAUUUGUACAACAAUUAAGUCAAUCAAAACCAAACAAAAAAUUCAAGAUUAUCUCGUUGAGGCUUCACUUCAUUUGUAUGGUGGAUGUUUUCACAUUCCUGAAGCAGAGGGAGAUGCUGAUAACAAUCAUUUCUAGAUUCAAGCUUUUAAAGACAUUCAAUCAACAGAAAGAUUUGCAAGAUGCGUACACAUAUUAAGCAAAAACUAACAAACUGAAAUGAAUCCUGAAACAAAAGUUCUCUUUAUGACUUUUAUUGAGAAUAUUUUAAUCCAUCAAGUUUACACUUAAAGUUAAAUAAUAUUGUAUUAAAUAAUGGAUAUCUUAGUGAAUACAUCAGUUUUAUAUGACAUGCAAAAGUUUACAGAAAUUAAUAAUUAUGUCAAACAAAACUUCAAAUAGCUUUUCCAAGAUUAGCAAGAGUAAUUAGAUUACAAUCGCUAUUAAGAGCAAUAAAUAAGUUAAAUGGAGAGUAACCCGAAAAGCAGCAACAAGUAAUUCGACCUUGAAAUAGAAGAUAUUGAUUAAAAUAGCAUCAAAAUAACAAUUCAUUACAGAAUUUGCAGCUAUAUUAGAUUCGCAACUAAAUUUAAAUUCAUUAAGGAUUUAGAGCUAGAUUUUAUUGACAAAUUGGUUAAAUUUUUACCUAAAAAUGAUCAAAGACCAUUUUCUUAUAUGUAUGAAUCUAUUCUGUCCAAUCACUCUCACUGGAUGCUUGAGGAUAGAAAUAAAAUUUAAACAUUCUUGCAUUUGCAAGACAUUUGCUAUGUUAUUCUUAAGCAAACCCCUUACUAAUUAAAUUUUCCUAUCGCUUUUUGUGUGACUCUUCGUAACUACAUUUCGUUUAACAGUCUAUUUCUGAAAAAGUACCACAUAAAAAUAGUAGACAUAUCUGAAUACACUCCUUCAAAUAUUUUAAAAAUAAACAAGCAAAAGAAUUUAGAAAAUAAUUCAGAGAGUGAUGACGACUUAAGCAUUGACACAAAAUAAAUUUGCUUCCCCUUCAAUAUCGAAUUAGUCAAAAAAAUAUCAAGCCAAAACAAGAACCUAAAACUUUUCCUAGAACAAUACAUUUAUGAAGAAAGUAGCGAAAUUACUCUAUAAAAAAAGAAAAAAUACAUAUUCGAAUAGAUAGAGUAUCAAAUAGCAAACAACUUCCCAAACCCAAAUGAUAUUUUUGAAAUUAUCAGAACCUAGAACUCAAUAAGAAAAGAGCUGUAAUAAAAUCCGAAUUACUUUGAAUUAAUAAGAAAUUAUACUAUCUUCUUACUUAAAGCUGACUAUAGCCACAUUAUCCAAACAAGCAAUUCUCAGCAGAGUAAUUUGACUCAGGAGAUUUCGGGUAGUGAAAAAAAUAAUAGUGACUAAAUGACUGAAAAGACUAUAGAAACCAAGGGUAAUUAUUUAAGCUAGAAAUAAUAAAAUGAUGGAGAGAAAAUAUUUGGAGAAGUGCUUUUCUUCACUCGUUUAUGCCUAGAAAAUCAAACAAAAAGCAUCGAUUUCCAGACAAUUGUCAAUUUCAUUAUUAAUAAUGUAAACUACAUGGAUUUUACAGGAUUAAUGUUUUCUAAGUAGUUUAUUAACACUACAAAUAUGAGAGAUCCUAGAGUUCACUCUUCAAUUUAAAAGAGAAUUAUGUCUAUUAUCAAGCAGGAACAUCUUAAUUUGAAAAAUUCUCUCAACCUAUUAAAGGCUUUUUCUUUAGAUGAUUUUGAUUACAAAACCCUAUUUUUACUUGAAAAUGAAAUUAUCAAUAAAUUAAACUUGAUUAAUCAUACAAAUAUGGCUGUGCUCUUAAAGAAGUACUACUUUAAAUCUAAAUACCAUCCUUCAAGAUUUACUUCAGGCAUUUCUUAAAACGCUUAUAAGUAUCUCCCUUAAAUUAAUGACUAGACAUACUGGAUUUUCUUAUUUUUGAGUAAAUUUAAACCUUAGACUCUUUAAUCUCUUAACUUACAAUAAAUUCAGUUUGAGAAAGAUGCUUUAUAAAAUGAAUACUUGCUGAAGUUUAUUUAGAUCUUUGCUAAUUAUGAUUUAGAAAGAUUGGCUUUAAAAAAGAUAGAACCUCCUUAAAUAGCGCAAAACUUCAACAAAGAAUACUAUUAAGAUAUUAAUGAGGAAAUAAAUGAUAUAAAAUCAGAUGUUUUUAAUAGAAGUUAAAUACUUUUCGAGAAAUUGCAAUUCUACCUUAUCAAAGCACCUUAACAUACUCCUUAGGACAUUGAUUUUUUGAAUUACUUAAAAACUAAGUUCAUGAACUCAGAAACAUUUAUUCCUCCAUAAAAAUCUACAAACCUAUUUUUAUAUUUGCAAUUAUUCUAUUACUUUAGAGCUCAGACAGAUAACUAAAAAGUAUUGAUCACUCCUUAAAAUGCUUCCCUUACAAUAAAUGGUCUUUUCAAUUAAUAUCAGAAGAAAAUUAAUUUAAAUUUAAAAGAAUUAAUUUAAGGAUGUUAUUAUGUCAAUGAAAUGUGCAAAAGAAACGAUAAACACACUCAUAUAAAUCUUUAGAAUUUCUAGAGGCUAUUCGAAUUAAUAUAAGAAGAAAACAGAGAAUAAAUACUAACUUAGACUCCUUGUUUGCAAACGUUAAUGAGAAUGUACUUAUAAGUAGAAUCAUUCUUGCACAAAAACUCAAAUAGUCUAUAAGAAUAGGAUAAACAGAUAUUAGUUUAAUAGCUAAGAUCUUCAUUUAUUUAUUACAAGAUAAAAAGAAAUGAAAACAAAGAUAUAAUAAUCUAAUGGUUAUAUUUAUUAGCUAGGAACAGCAGUCUGGAAAAAUAAAAUAAUACCUUGAAUACUGUUUUUAGCAAAUAAGACUAACAGCUCUUAGAUAAACUAGAGUUAAUCUUUUUAAAAAAUAUGGAUAUCUAAAAUAGUGAUAAAGUGAUAGAAGUUUUUAAUGCUUAUAUUAAUACUGAGCUAUGCUCAUUCUAAAUUCUUGAAUAACUAGAAAUUUUCUUAAAAAACAUUGAAAAUUAAUAAAAAGCUCUAGGAGACAGAGUCGAAAGCAGUUAGGAACUUAAAAAUACAUAAUAAAAAAUUUCUUUACCUUUCCAAUAUAAAUCAAAAAAGAAAUAUUAAGUCUGA
This is a messenger RNA of Tetrahymena thermophila SB210, 4437 nucleotides long. RefSeq lists its product as hypothetical. The record is from RefSeq and is a predicted model, not a curated record. The transcript is spliced from 2 exons. Lineage: Eukaryota; Ciliophora; Oligohymenophorea; Hymenostomatida; Tetrahymenidae.